Lontra canadensis (Northern American river otter) is the source of this 1324-nucleotide messenger RNA. It is a transcript of the gene GPR17, whose product is annotated as G protein-coupled receptor 17. The record is from RefSeq and is a predicted model, not a curated record. Lineage: Eukaryota; Metazoa; Chordata; Mammalia; Carnivora; Mustelidae. Bases 244 to 1263 code for a protein of 339 amino acids. Gene Ontology annotation, cellular component: membrane. The transcript is spliced from 2 exons. Gene Ontology annotation, biological process: positive regulation of Rho protein signal transduction; phospholipase C-activating G protein-coupled receptor signaling pathway. Gene Ontology annotation, molecular function: G protein-coupled receptor activity.
GCCGUAGGAGUGGCCCACCACACAAGGAACCUCUCGGAAUGAAGCGGCCUUUCAGGGCCAAGAGGGGCUGCAGCCUCCCUUCCUCUCCUUAAAUAGCCAGCCUUCCACCACAGCGGCACGGAGCCCACUGCCAGCACCCCCAGCCACUGGCCGCAGCCCACCUGCCACCCUGUAGCCCUCCUGCCUUUGCACCUGGACCCGGCUGUGAGAGGCUUGUCCCCUGGCUCUGCUUCCGGCUGAAGCAUGAAUGGCCUGGAGGUGGCUUCCCCAGGUCUGACCGCCAACUCCUCUCUGGUCAUCUCAGAGCAAUGUGGCCAGGAGACGCCACUGGAGAACGUCCUCUUCGCCUCCUUCUACCUCCUGGAUUUCAUCCUGGCUUUUGUUGGCAAUGCCCUGGCCCUGUGGCUUUUCGUCCGAGACCACAAGUCAGGCACCCCCGCCAACGUAUUCUUGAUGCAUCUGGCUGUGGCCGAUUUGUCCUGUGUGCUGGUCCUGCCCACCCGCCUCGUCUACCACUUCUCUGGGAACCACUGGCCGUUUGGGGAAAUCCCGUGCCGACUCACCGGCUUCCUCUUCUACCUCAACAUGUACGCCAGCAUCUACUUCCUCACUUGCAUCAGCGCUGACCGCUUCCUGGCCAUCGUGCACCCCGUCAAGUCCCUUAAGCUCCGCAGACCCCUCUAUGCACACCUGGCCUGCGCCUUCCUCUGGGUAGUGGUGGCCGUAGCCAUGGCCCCGCUGCUGGUGAGCCCGCAGACCGUGCAGACCAACCACACGGUCAUCUGCCUGCAGCUGUACCGGGAGAAGGCCUCCCAGCACGCCCUCGUGUCCCUGGCCGUGGCCUUCACCUUCCCGUUUGUCACCACGGUCACCUGCUACCUGCUGAUCAUCCGCAGCCUGCGGCAGGGCCCUCGCGUGGAGAAGCGCCUCAAGAACAAGGCGGUCCGCAUGAUCGCCGUGGUGCUCGCCAUCUUCCUGGUCUGCUUCGUGCCCUACCACGUGCACCGCUCCGUCUACGUGCUGCGCUACCAUGGCGGAGGGACCUCAUGUGCCACCCAGCGCGUCCUGGCCCUGGGAAACCGCGUCACCUCCUGCCUCACCAGCCUCAACGGGGCGCUGGACCCAGUCAUGUACUUCUUUGUGGCUGAGAAGUUCCGCGAUGCCCUGUGCAACCUGGUCUGUGGCAAAAGGCUCUCAGGCCCGCCCCCCAGCUUUGAAGGGAAAACCAAUGAGAGCUCACUGAGUGCCAGGUCAGAGCUGUGAGCCCCUGGACGCCAGCCCUGGGACCCAGUGCCACAGACUGUCCUCAGAAGGACCUCCCCAC